ACACCUCUCUUAUGCACAUCAUUAAGCUAUGAGCGAGUGUUACGCUAGCUUUGCGUAGCGUAACGUAGCACUCACAUAGCAUAAAAGUAUAAGUAUGUGUGUCUCAAGGGACCAAUAAAUUCAGCAAACAUUUGUACCGUCCAUUUCAUUCGCAAAUCUGACACCGACAACACGAACAUUCAACAAGCUGUUGAUCUUUCCCUGUUGAUCAUUCAUUUUUUUGACCACAAACGAUCCAUAUGACAAUUUGAACAUUGUUCAAACAUCAUCCAACAACCAAAAUGCCUAAAGCCUUUUUACUUAAGAAAAAAUCUUCAACAACAACAAUGGUGAAUGGACCGAUCUAUCGAUCAAUAUCACCCAAAUUAUUUUCACCAUCAUCUUCAUCCGGAAUCGGAUCCCCGAAUUCAUUAUCAUCCACUAUGAGUCAUACAGAAUUAUCAAUGUCACCCCGAAAUGAUCAGGAAAAUAAUCAUUUUGAUCAUCAAUCAACAAUACAGAAAAUUAAUAAAUAUUCAUCAUCAUUGAAUGAAAAUCAAGGUCUAGAUUUAAGUAUCAAGAGUUUAUUAAAAGAAUCAAAUUCAUCAUCAUCAUCCUCGUCAACAUUCGUAUCAAGCUAUCCAUAUCCAGCCAAAUUUGCUAAAAUUGCCGAUUUUUUACGUACAAAUUCCAAUGAAUCAUCCAACAACAAACCAAACCAUCAGCAACCGGUACCUUUGGUUACAACACCAAUCAACAACAAUCGAAUCACUGAAGCUAUCGAUUACAGCGUUAUUGAAGCGAACAACAACAAAUCAUCACCAAUAACAUCGAUAAAACCAAUAAAUUAUUGUUCGAGAAUAAUGGAUGAUAAAGAAGAAUUAUCAGUUACAAAUAAUAAUCAUCAUUAUCAACGAAUGCCACCAUAUAGUAUAAAUUGGAGUGAACAUUUUUCAGUUAAUCAGAUAAUCGUAUCCCCAUCAAAUAAUAGUCAAAGAUCAUCAUCUGCCGAUGAUUCUGGUCGGGAAAGUAUACAUUCAACCGACGAUUUUGAUUCCAAAAUUGACUUGGAUGAUUCGAUGGAUUCGAAUAAUAAAAUGAUGAAUAGUGGAAAAAAAUCCUCAUCCACUGCUGAUCGUUAUCAUUGUCCUGAUUGUCAAAAAAGUUAUUCAACACAAAGUGGAUUGGCUAAACAUCAAGAAUUUCUUUGCCAAAGUCAGGUGAAAAAAUCAUUUAGCUGCAAACAUUGUGAAAAAGUUUAUGUAUCAUUGGGUGCAUUGAAAAUGCAUAUCCGUACACAUACCUUGCCAUGUAAAUGUAAACUUUGUGGUAAAGCAUUUUCACGUCCAUGGUUAUUGCAAGGUCAUAUUCGUACUCAUACCGGAGAGAAGCCAUUUGCAUGUCAAUUCUGUAAUCGUGCAUUUGCUGAUCGUUCGAAUUUACGUGCCCAUUUGCAAACACAUUCAGUGGUGAAAAAAUACCAUUGUAAAUCAUGUUCGCGUACAUUUUCACGUAUGUCAUUGUUAUUAAAACAUGAAGAUAAUGGUUGUAAUGGAUCAUUGCAUCGAUCAUUAUCAACAAAUCCAUCAUCCACAAUGGUUCCCAUUCAAGUUUGAUUCAAUAAUCAAUAAUAAAAUCAUUUUCGCUAGUCUCUUUUUUCUCAAUCACAUCACUAUCAUUGAAUAAUUGUAAAUAAUAAUUACCUAUUAACCUGUUGCACCAUUUACUUUUUAUUCAUAUAACGUUAUCAUUUUGAUUUACAAAACAAUGGAUGAGUACCCUUGACCAAGUCUAAACCAAACAAAUAAACAAAAAUUUUGUUUCGUUUUUUACAUAACAAAUUAAUUAUUUAGUCAAAUUUUACAUUUCAUUUGCAUCACGCAUACUUUUUAUCACACUUUAUUUCAUUCAUUUGAUGGAAUUU
Molecule: messenger RNA, 1903 nt
Organism: Dermatophagoides pteronyssinus (European house dust mite)
Lineage: Eukaryota; Metazoa; Arthropoda; Arachnida; Sarcoptiformes; Pyroglyphidae
Biological process (GO): regulation of DNA-templated transcription
Molecular function (GO): DNA-binding transcription factor activity, RNA polymerase II-specific; RNA polymerase II cis-regulatory region sequence-specific DNA binding
Source: RefSeq, a predicted model, not a curated record